GGCAGUUCGUUUUGCUUGUCGAACUGAAGAGGCAAAAUUUUGUGCAAGAAAUUAAAUAAUUCAGUGAAAAUGAAGAUUUUCAUUCUUGGAGUGAUUUUGGCGCUGCAAUUCAUUGCAGGAUCCUCAAACAGCAACGUUCAGGAAGUGUUCAAGUGGAAGAAAGUGGAUUUGGAGCAUGUUUCACUCUUAGAGAACACCUACGUUGGUCCCUACAAAUAUCGCAUUGCUGAGAAUGAGAAUAUCAUCAGUAUGGGCUAUCAUCCAGCCAGUGGGUUGAUGAUUGUGGCCUUUCUGAGAAGAAGGCCCGGAGUUCCAACAACCCUGGGAGCUUUCUGCGCAAGUGAAUACAAUUUCGGAUCAAGCCCAAGAAUCUGGCGGUUCCCCAACUACCACGUUAACGAUCUCAGGGCAACUGAUUUCACAUUCCUCACCGAUAGUGAAGGCAGGAAACAACUAAACCCACUCAAUACUUGGGAGAAUUCCUACUACAAUCAUAUUCAGAGAAUUCAACCAUAUCAGAAUACUUUCUACAACAAUGUAGCAGGAUUUGGCUCAGGGUUCCCCAUUGAGAUCCAGAGAAUUGUAUCCGUUUUCCACAUAACAGUUGAUGAAAAAUGCAACCGUGUAUUCUUUGUGGAUAAUGGACAAGUUACCUACAAUGAAAAUUCAACGUACGUUGUCCAGAGACCAGCUCUUGUUGUUGUUGGGCUCCCAACAAAUGGUUGCCACAUUAGGAACUUCCCAAUUCUUCGUCGUGUUGAAAUCCCUGAUAGAAUCACGUCAAAGGGUGCUGAUGGUUUCAUGUAUACGACAAUAGAUUAUCAACCAAGUGGAUCAUGCGAUGAUCUCUUCUUGUACAUCACGAAUCCCUUCCACAACUACCUCACAGUCUAUGAUUACAAGAACAACGACUUCUGGUCAUUUGAACAUGAAACCUUCAAUCCAAUUGCUGCUGAAUCCCACUAUGUCUUCGACAAAACUCUCAACUAUCAAUUCAAUAUGGGGAUUUUCUCAGUUGCUCUUGGAUAUCCAGAUGAAAAUGGAGAUAGGACAGCCUACUACACCCCUCUUGCAGGCGUAGGCCAGUACGCUGUGUCAACCAAAAUACUCAAAGAUAAGAGCAAAUCCGAAAAUUACGACAACAGCCUUGAUUUCAAGAUCAUUGGCUACCGUGGAUGUGAUCAUCAGUCUCUGAAGACAGCUAUUGACUACACGUACGGUGUAAUGUUUUACUCUGAAAUACAGUCGAACCAAGUUCGUUGCUGGAACAUCAGUAAACCCCUCAAUCCGGACAACAUUGGCGUUGUCUACCAAUCUGAGGACUUUACAUUCGGUUCACAGCUCUUCAUUGACUCCCUUGGCUAUCUCUGGUUCCACUCAUCUCAAGUCCCAGUCGUUGCAAAGACUGAUCAACCUCUGGAUCUUGAUCAUGUCAACUCCAGGAUUUACCGCAUUAGAGUAGCAGAUGCAAUUCGUGGAACCGUCUGUGCAGAUGGAGAGCGCGUUUAAUGAAGAAGAUCAUUUUGAGCACCAAUGAUAAAGCUUUUUUCUUGUAAGAUUUUGAAAAUAAAAAUGAAAUUUUAAAAUGU
Molecule: messenger RNA, 1589 nt
Organism: Lutzomyia longipalpis
Lineage: Eukaryota; Metazoa; Arthropoda; Insecta; Diptera; Psychodidae
Product: L-dopachrome tautomerase yellow-f2-like
Exons: 2
Coding region: 70-1509 (479 amino acids)
Cellular component (GO): extracellular region
Source: RefSeq, a predicted model, not a curated record